This is a messenger RNA of Scaptodrosophila lebanonensis, 1799 nucleotides long. It is a transcript of the gene SCOT, whose product is annotated as succinyl-CoA:3-ketoacid-coenzyme A transferase, mitochondrial. Gene Ontology annotation, molecular function: succinyl-CoA:3-oxo-acid CoA-transferase activity. Bases 122 to 1669 code for a protein of 515 amino acids. The record is from RefSeq and is a predicted model, not a curated record. Gene Ontology annotation, biological process: ketone body catabolic process. The transcript has 4 exons. NCBI's taxonomy places the organism in Eukaryota, Metazoa, Arthropoda, Insecta, Diptera, Drosophilidae. Gene Ontology annotation, cellular component: mitochondrion.
UCGCGAAUAGAUAUUCUUAUUGGCUUCGUCGUUCCAUGUAAAUAGCGUGGAAGGAAGUAUAUCUCUUGAUUGAAAGAACAUUGGCCAGUUCGGAGUGUGUCAGUUUAUCUAAUCGUGUAAAAUGCUGCGCAGAUUUAUAGCUCAGAACCAUGUUCAAGGCAAAAGCCAUGUCUUUAAGCUCAUUGCUUGUUACUCCACCUCGGGCAAGCCCCACAAGGGCAAAAUAUAUGCGUCGGCCCAAGAUGCUAUUGCCGAUGUCCAGGAUGGAGCCUACAUCCUAUUUGGCGGCUUUGGUGUCUGUGGCAUUCCCGAGAAAAUGAUUGAAGCUCUGAGGGAUAAGGGUGUUAAGAAUUUGACUGCAGCAUCUAACAAUGGCGGUGUCGACAAUCGUGGUCUGGGCGUACUUCUCAAGAGCAAGCAGCUCGGAAAGAUGGUUGUAUCGUAUGUGGGCGAGAACUCCGAACUGGUUAGGCAAUAUCUGUCGGGCGAACUGGCUGUGGAAUUGACGCCUCAGGGCACUUUGGCCGAGAAAAUUCGUUCAGGCGGUGCUGGCAUACCAGCUUUUUACACGCCUACAGGUUAUGCAACGUUGGUGCAGCAGGGCGGGGCACCCAUUAAGUAUGCAACGGAUGGUUCAAUUGCCAUACCCAGUGCCCCGAAACCCGUGAAGGAGUUUAAUGGACGCAAUUAUGUAAUGGAGGAGACAAUUUUCGCUGACUAUGCUAUGGUGAAGGCACAUAAGGCCGAUCCUCUGGGAAAUCUAGUGUUCAAUAAAUCGGCACGUAACUUCAACUCCCCUAUGUGCCGAGCUGCCAGGGUCACCAUUGCUGAGGUGGAAGAAAUUGUGCCCGUUGGUGCUCUUUCACCCGAUGAGAUUCAUGUACCUGGUAUCUAUGUGAAGCGCAUUUUCAAGGGCACCAACUACGAUCGGAGUGUGGAGAGAUUGCGCAUCACCGAGCCCAAGGAUGCGAGCAAGGCAGCAGCGCCACCAAAUCCUGCCCAGGCUAUACGUGAACGUAUUGCUCGACGUGUGGCGCUUGAGUUCAGGGACGGCAUGAAUGCGAAUUUGGGCAUUGGCAUACCCGUUUUGUCCUCCAACUACAUACCCGCUGGCAUGACGGUCAUGCUGCAGUCGGAGAAUGGCAUUCUCGGUCUAGGCCCCUUCCCCACCAAGGAUAAGGUUGAUCCCGAUUUGAUUAAUGCUGGCAAGGAAACCGUAACUGUUGUCCCCGGCGCCUCUUUCUUUGGGUCAGACGAAAGUUUUGCCAUGAUUCGCGGUGGUCAUGUAGACCUGACCAUUUUGGGCGCCAUGGAGGUGUCCGCUACAGGCGAUUUGGCCAACUGGAUGAUACCCGGCAAGCUUGUCAAGGGCAUGGGUGGCGCUAUGGAUCUGGUGGCGGCUCCAGGCACCAAAGUCAUUGUCACCAUGGAACAUAAUGCUCGCGAUGGCACGCCCAAGAUUCGGGAUUCCUGCUCAUUGCCUUUGACCGGCAAGGAAGUCAUCGAUCUGAUCAUAUCCGAGAAGGCUGUCUUCAGUGUGGAGAAGGGCGUUGGCCUGACGUUGCUCGAAGUGGCCGAAGGCCUCACUGUCGACGACAUCACAGCCUGCACCGGUGCCAAGUUUACAGUAUCACCCGACGUCAAGCAAAUGGCUCAAAUUGCUACAUGAAGCUCGCAACGCGCAACUCGUUGCUUCAAUUGUAAAUAGUUCUAAGAUUGGAUGGCAUUAUUAAUGUUAAUUUUUAAAAACUAUGCUCAGGACCUAAAGUGAUACAAUACAGUUGUGCAUUUAUUUUGGA